Scomber japonicus (chub mackerel) is the source of this 957-nucleotide messenger RNA. Its product is annotated as olfactory receptor 11A1-like. Gene Ontology annotation, cellular component: membrane. Bases 1 to 957 code for a protein of 318 amino acids. Gene Ontology annotation, molecular function: G protein-coupled receptor activity; olfactory receptor activity. Gene Ontology annotation, biological process: G protein-coupled receptor signaling pathway. The record is from RefSeq and is a predicted model, not a curated record. The transcript has a single exon. Lineage: Eukaryota; Metazoa; Chordata; Actinopteri; Scombriformes; Scombridae.
AUGAUUGCUCUACAAGCCAAGCGGAGAAUCAUGAUAAAUUCAACUCAGAUUUCAUUCUUCACAUUCAAUGCCUACGUUGACACUGGCCACUUAAAAUAUUUAUUUUUUGUUAUUGUCAUGUCCAUGUAUAUUUUAAUUAUUUGUUCCAAUGUGUUUCUCAUUGUGGUUAUCUGUAUGAACAGAAGCUUACAUGAACCUAUGUACCUUUUCCUGUGCAGCCUGUUUGUAAAUGAACUGUAUGGUAGUACAGGGUUGUUUCCAUUCCUUCUGCUUCAGAUCCUCUCCGACAAUCACACUGUUUCUAAAGCUUUUUGCUUCCUGCAGAUCUUCAGUAUUUAUACUUAUGCAAAUGUGCAGUUCUGUAACUUAAUGGUCAUGUCUUAUGACAGAUAUCUUGCUAUCUGUUAUCCUCUGCAAUAUAACACACGUAUGACUCCUAAAUCUGUUUUCACACUUGUUGCUAUAACAUGGAUAUUCCCAUUUGUGGAAGUUGCUGUCAUGUUAUCUUUGAGUGCUACUUUACAGCUGUGUGGAAACAUUAUUAACAAAGUUUACUGUGACAACUACUCUAUAAUCAAACUGGCCUGUUUUGACACCAGUGUCAAUAACAUUUAUGGACUUAUUUACACUGUUUUCAUCAUUAUUGGUGCUGUAAUUUUAAUUCUUUACACGUACAUAAGGAUCCUUAGAGUGUGUUUUUCUGGUUGUAAAGAAAGCCGACAGAAAGCUUUCAGCACCUGCACACCUCACCUUGCUUCCCUGCUCAACUUCUCUUUUGGUGGUUUCUUUGAAAUAGUGCUGAGCAGAUUUAAUAUGAGCAGUGUACCCAACAUGUUACGUGUGUUCUUAUCAAUAUACUUCCUCAUUUGUCAGCCGCUCUUCAACCCUGUACUGUAUGGACUGAAAAUGUCUAAAAUACGUAUAGUAUGUAAAAAGCUUCUCAUGAGGGAAAUGUAA